Molecule: messenger RNA, 1179 nt
Organism: Rhipicephalus sanguineus (brown dog tick)
Lineage: Eukaryota; Metazoa; Arthropoda; Arachnida; Ixodida; Ixodidae
Exons: 6
Coding region: 1-1179 (392 amino acids)
Molecular function (GO): zinc ion binding
Source: RefSeq, a predicted model, not a curated record
AUGACGGGAGAAGCACUAACCGUCAUAGGCCGGUUAGACACAACAGCCGCGCUGAAUUAUGAUCAGCUAAGAGCAGCGCUUCUCCAGAGGUUCCGCUAUACUGCGGAAGGUUACCGUGAAAAGUUCCGUAAAGCCAAGCCCGAAGAGAACGAGACUGGUCUGCAGUAUGCUGCAAGACUCUCCGGCUACUUUGACCGUUGGCUGGAGAUGGGCAAAACGGAGACAUGUUUUUGCACGGACUCCGGCAAAGGGAAUUUCAUCAGCGGUACGCAGAAAGUACCCGGUGAUUUGGCCGCAUUCCAAACAAGUUCCAAGGGGAAGAAAUCGAGUGAGUUCCUACACGGCAACGCAUUGGAAGAGAGUGCCGAACCUGACAAAGAACUGGAGAAGGCGAAGAAGCCGCAGAAAGGCUACUACGGCAAAAAAAUGAGAAAGCGCAAGCUUGUCCCUGGUGACCAGCUCGCACCUGACCGAACUAUUGUGUCCAGCAAGUGCUCCUGUAAGGCAGGAUGCCUUGGUAAAUGCAAGCAUGCUGCAGCUGUUGUUCUGUGGCUGAAUGAAGAAAGGUCAUCAUGUACAGACCUUCCACAGGCCUGGGGUCACCCAGCCCAGAAACCGAACAUUGAUGCGAAGGAAUCCAUUGAAGAACUGUUUGGACGUAACACAGAGGUUUUCAUCGGAGGCAGAAAACCUGAUCGGAUCCCACCAUCACACUCAUUGAAUUUCAGACGGAAGACAGAGGCCAUAGCCCGGGCAUCCUUCGAGCAAAAGAUUGGACAGUCAGUUUUACAGGUUGGACUCAUCGUGCACCUGACACAACCGUGGCUCUGCGCCAGCCCAGAUGGCCUUUUCAAAGUUGGUGACAACACGGCACUGCUAGAAAUAAAGUGCCCAUAUUCAAGAAAGGAUGACAUAAUCAUCGACGCAGAAAGGGAAAUCAGUUUUGUGAAGUACAUUGUGUACGAAGGAGGUCAGCUCAAGCUGAGGAAGCGGCACCCGUAUUACACACAGAUACAGCUUUCUAUGUAUGUGACAAACACGCACGAGUGCUUCUUUUUUGUAUACACAAAUAAGCACAGUGUAACCACAGUAGUUCCCAGGGACGAUGGGUUCCUCUCCGAGGCUGUUCCAAAGAUGGAGUAUUUCUACUUCAACUAUUACCUUAAGCACCUUGUGUAG